Messenger RNA from Suillus discolor, 285 nucleotides. RefSeq lists its product as uncharacterized. Bases 29 to 184 code for a protein of 51 amino acids. The transcript has a single exon. NCBI's taxonomy places the organism in Eukaryota, Fungi, Basidiomycota, Agaricomycetes, Boletales, Suillaceae. The record is from RefSeq and is a predicted model, not a curated record.
GGAUGUUCACUCGCGAUCAUUGUGUUUGAUGGUUCACCUUGGGCAGGCUUUCAGCGCACUUUUGGUAGCGCAGCAACACGUUGGAGAAUACAACAGGGUCGCGUCGGACCAUAAUAUCAUUGCGCAAGUCAGAGACACGGCUUCGAUUGACAUUAUGAACAUCAGAAUCCUAGACAUAUUGUAGCUACAUGGCUUUCUAACAGUGAUCUCCGAGAAGUUUGCGUUUGUGUCUUGAGUCGACGAUCACAUUAUCAUAGCAUACAUACCCCGUAAAUAACGUCGCGC